GUCAAGAACAGUGUGGUUUAAGUACCGAUGAAGAUGAUAGACAUCACCAGCUAUCCCUCUUUCAAUUUAUGAUCUUUAAUUGCUUCAAUGGUGAAAAUUUUAAUGCAAUUUUGGAUGUAAUUGAGAAAUGGAUAAUCCGUUAUUUCUUGGCUCUCGUAUGGUAUCUAUUAGUUGGAAUUAUUGAAGAGGCGAUUACAAUGAGCAUUGAAAAUCUUUAUAAAUUCAAAG
Molecule: messenger RNA, 228 nt
Organism: Funneliformis mosseae
Lineage: Eukaryota; Fungi; Glomeromycota; Glomeromycetes; Glomerales; Glomeraceae
Source: the annotation of a GenBank genome assembly